Messenger RNA from Dryobates pubescens (Downy woodpecker), 3412 nucleotides. RefSeq names its product 3-hydroxy-3-methylglutaryl-CoA reductase (gene HMGCR). Gene Ontology annotation, molecular function: protein binding; NADP binding; hydroxymethylglutaryl-CoA reductase (NADPH) activity. Gene Ontology annotation, biological process: coenzyme A metabolic process; sterol biosynthetic process; isoprenoid biosynthetic process. Bases 172 to 2820 code for a protein of 882 amino acids. The transcript has 20 exons. NCBI's taxonomy places the organism in Eukaryota, Metazoa, Chordata, Aves, Piciformes, Picidae. The record is from RefSeq and is a predicted model, not a curated record. Gene Ontology annotation, cellular component: peroxisomal membrane; endoplasmic reticulum membrane.
CGCCAUUGGCUGCGCGAUCGGGCGAUGGCGGCUGCUGGUGUGUCGUGCCAGGGUGUCCUUUCUCGGAGAGGAGCGGACUCCUCAGUCUGCAGAGCAGCGCGAAAGAGGAGGGUGUUGCCUGCGUGUGACCGUGUAGCGCCAGGUCAGUGAAGUACAGAAGAAGUCUUGAAAAUGUUGUCCAGACUCUUCAGAAUGCAUGGCCUUUUUGUAGCCUCUCAUCCAUGGGAAGUCAUUGUGGGGACAGUGACUCUCACAAUCUGUAUGAUGUCCAUGAAGAUGUUCACUGGGAAUGAUAAGAUCUGUGGCUGGAAUUAUAAGUGCCCCAAACUCGAGGAAGAUGUUCUGAGCAGUGACAUCAUCAUCCUGACAAUCACGCGCUGUAUAGCAAUCCUUUAUAUAUAUUUCCAGUUUCAGAACCUAAGGCAGCUUGGAUCAAAAUACAUUUUAGGUAUUGCUGGCCUCUUCACAAUCUUCUCAAGUUUUGUUUUUAGUACAGUGGUAAUUCACUUCUUGGAUAAAGAGCUGACAGGUUUAAAUGAAGCUUUACCAUUCUUUCUGCUUCUGAUUGAUCUCUCAAGAGCAAGUGCAUUAGCCAAAUUUGCUCUCAGUUCCAACUCACAGGAUGAAGUAAGAGAAAAUAUUUCACGUGGAAUGGCAAUUUUAGGCCCUACAUUUACACUGGAUGCACUUGUGGAGUGUCUUGUAAUUGGUGUUGGCACUAUGUCAGGUGUACGACAGCUUGAAAUUAUGUGCUGCUUUGGCUGUAUGUCUGUGCUUGCCAACUACUUUGUCUUCAUGACCUUCUUUCCAGCUUGUGUGUCCUUGGUAUUGGAGCUUUCGAGAGAGUCUCGUGAGGGACGCCCUAUAUGGCAACUCAGCCAUUUUGCCCGUGUUCUGGAAGAAGAAGAAAACAAGCCAAAUCCUGUAACACAGAGGGUCAAAAUGAUUAUGUCUCUGGGGUUGGUUCUUGUUCACGCCCACAGUCGCUGGAUAGCGGAACCGGCUGCUCAGAACAGUACUGUAGAAAAUUCAGUGGGACUGGAUGACAAUGCACCAAAGAGAAUUGAGCCUAAUGUUUCAUUAUGGCAGUUCUACCUUUCUCGAAUGGCCAGCAUGGAUAUUGAACAAGUAAUCACUCUUGGAUUAGCCCUUCUUCUUGCCGUCAAAUAUAUUUUCUUCGAGCAAGCAGAAACCGAGUCCACACUCUCACUGAAGAAUCCUAUAACAUCUCCAGUGAUGGUCCAGAAAAAGGUCCCUGAGAAUUGUUGCAGGAAGGAAUCUGUACUUCUGAAAACCAGUCAUAAAUCUAACGUAGUAGAAGAAGGCUUAGUUCCCAAAGAUGGAAAUGCUGAAGUCAUAAAACCUGUACUAGCAGAGUCAUCAGCCAAGGCUACAUUUGUAGUUGGCAGUUGCAGCCCUGUGGAAACAUCUUCAUUUCCUAAUGGAAAAGAGGGAGAAACUGAGUUGCCUGCAGAGCCACGUUCUAUUGAGGAAUGUGUUCGUAUACUUCAAAAUGCAGAGAAAGGAGCCAAAUUCCUUACUGAUACUGAGGUUAUCAGCUUAGUUAAUGCUAAGCAUAUUCCUGCAUACAAAUUGGAAACCCUGAUGGAAACUCAGGAGCGAGGUGUGUCCAUUCGCCGACAGAUGUUAUCUAAGAAACUCUCUAAUCCUUCAUCUUUGCAGUAUCUUCCUUACAGGAAUUACAAUUAUUCUUUGGUUAUGGGAGCUUGCUGUGAAAACGUGAUUGGAUAUAUGCCUAUUCCUGUAGGCAUAGCAGGACCACUGUUUUUGGAUAACAAAGAGUUUCAGGUGCCAAUGGCAACAACUGAAGGAUGUCUGGUAGCAAGCACAAACAGAGGAUGUAGAGCAAUAUGUCUGGGUGGAGGAGCAAGUAGCUGUAUUCUUGCAGAUGGAAUGACUCGAGGACCUGUUGUAAGGAUGCCCACUGCUUGCCAGGCUGCAGAAGUGAAAGUUUGGCUUGAAAGCCCUGAAGGCUUUAAAACAAUGAAGGAAGCUUUUGACAGCACAAGCAGGUUUGCCCGUCUACAAAAACUUCUCAUCAGUUUGGCUGGUCGUAACCUUUAUAUCCGUUUUCAGUCUGCAACAGGGGAUGCAAUGGGAAUGAAUAUGAUUUCAAAAGGUACUGAAAAAGCACUGGCAAGGUUAAGUGAAGAGUUUCCUGAUCUUCAGGUUAUAGCUAUUAGUGGUAACUAUUGUACAGACAAAAAACCUGCUGCUAUCAACUGGAUAGAAGGAAGAGGGAAGUCUGUUGUCUGUGAAGCAGUCAUUCCAGCCAAGGUUGUUAGAGAAGUAUUGAAGACAACUACAGAAGAUAUAGUUGAAGUCAACAUAAACAAAAAUUUGGUGGGCUCUGCAAUGGCUGGUAGCAUAGGUGGCUACAACGCACAUGCGGCCAACAUUGUGACAGCUAUUUACAUUGCCUGUGGUCAGGAUGCUGCACAGAACGUGGGCAGCUCUAACUGCAUCACUUUGAUGGAGCAAACUGGUUCCACGAAUGAAGACCUCUACAUCAGCUGCACAAUGCCUUCCAUAGAAGUAGGAACUGUUGGUGGAGGCACCAACUUGCUCCCACAGCAGGCGUGUUUGCAGAUGUUAGGGGUUCAAGGUGCAAGCCAAGAUAACCCUGGUGAAAAUGCCCGUCAGCUGGCUAAAAUUGUUUGUGCUACAGUGAUGGCAGGGGAAUUGUCACUAAUGGCAGCUCUUGCAGCUGGGCAUCUAGUCAAGAGCCACAUGAUCCACAACAGGUCAAAAAUAAACCUACAAGAUCUUCAAGGAACCUGCACUAAGAAAGUGGCUUGAAUGCUAAAUCGGCUUUGCAAUGAAGAAUUAUUCUAGCAGCUGACUACGUGCACGGGGGAACAAAACAAAAUCUGUGAAGUUUAUAAUGAAAAUCGCCUUCAACCCACUGUCUGUGUAAAGUAAUCUGAGAGCUCAACAGACUUCUGUGAGACUAAGUAGACCUCUGACCUUCAGUGGUUAGAGAUGACUAUAUGUAAAAAGUCUUGUCAGAUGUCUUGAGCAUGGCUUUGGAAUUCUCACUCCUGCACAGCAUUUUCUAAAGAAUUAGUCUUCUGGUUUUUACAGGUGGAUACUAUUCUGACAACUAUGCUCCUGGUAACUACCAAGCUGAAAAGUGAUGUCAUGUACUUUGUACAUCUGGGGAAAAAAGGAAGACAAAACCAAACCAAAAAAAGUAGAUCUAAACUUGGCUUGAAUGCACUGGUCUUUGCCAUGGUUUUUAAAAUGAUGGCAAGCUUAAUCGCUUUCCAUCAGCUCCCAAUUUAAUUUUGUUCACAUGUAAAGCAUAGGUCCUAGAAAAUUUUAUCAGAUCAUUAAUUUUAUAGAAACUCUAUCUGCAUACCGUACUUAGCUGGCGUUCCAGCUAAGCCUC